AUGUCGGACGAUAAGCUGCCUCAAAUAGACCUGGAGAAGGUUAAAAUCUCUACAGAUGGCUCUAUGUCAGGAAUGGCAAAAGGACUAUUCCAACAAGUCAUGGAAGGAAAUCCAUAUUUCGCAGCUGGUGGAGGUUUAAUGAUACUGGGAACCUCCCUAGCUCUCAUGCGUAGAGGUAUUAACAGCGUUAGUAGACUUUUAUAUCAUCAGAUGUUGGUUGAUCUGGAAAUUCCUUCCAAGGAUAAAUCAUAUUUAUGGUUUUUGCAAUGGAUGUCACAGCAUCCAUCUAGAUCAUCAAGACAUCUUGCAGUGGAAACAAGUUACUUACAGCAUAACAAUGGCUCUGUAACAACAAAAAUUGACUUCGUGCCAGGGCCAGGGAACCAUCUUAUUAGGUAUAAGGGAGCUUUUAUGCUUGUAAAGCGUGAAAGGUCAAACCAAAUCGCUAAUUUCUCAAAUGGGACUCCAUUCGAAACCGUGAAACUUACCACCCUCUAUAGGGAUAGGAGCCUAUUUACUGAACUGCUUACUGAAGCCAAAACUUUAGCUGUGAAGGCGCAGACAGGUAAAACUGUCAUAUAUACAUCGUGGGCUAGCGAGUGGAGACCCUUUGGACAACCGAAGGCCAAAAGAAUGCUCUCCAGUGUCAUCUUUGAUAAGGGAGUGAAAGAGUCAAUUAUUGCUGAUGUUAAGGAGUUUCUGCAAAAUGGACAAUGGUAUCACGAGCGUGGAAUUCCAUAUAGAAGGGGCUAUUUACUCUAUGGGCCACCAGGCAGUGGAAAAACUAGUUUUAUUCAGGCAUUGGCUGGUGAACUAGACUAUAAUAUAUGCAUCAUGAACCUUGCAGAUAGUAACCUCAGCGACGAUAGACUCAAUUAUCUGAUGAACAACCUACCAGAGAGAAGUAUAGUGCUGCUCGAGGACAUCGAUGCUGCGUUUGUCAAGAGGACCAAGUCAGAAGAAGGCUUUAUUAAUGGUGUGACAUUUAGUGGUCUUCUAAAUGCGCUGGAUGGUGUUGCUUCCAGUGAAGAGGUCAUUACCUUCAUGACUACAAACCAUCCUGAGAAAUUAGAUCCUGCUGUUCUACGUCCAGGACGUAUCGAUUUCAAGGUCCACGUCGGUAACGCAACACCAUACCAAAUAGAACAAAUAUUCUUAAGAUUUUAUCCUGGGGAAACUGAACUAUGCAAAAUAUUUGUGGAGGAAGCACUUGAGCUGCACAUUCCGCUGUCGCCUGCCCAACUGCAGGGUCUAUUUGUUUUCAACAAGAGCGAUCCACACAGCGCCAUAAAAAUGGUGGGGACUCUUGCACACUCUGGUCCGGCUCUUUGGGACCAUGGUUCAGCACAACAAUUGUAA
Messenger RNA from Eremothecium sinecaudum, 1359 nucleotides. RefSeq names its product bifunctional AAA family ATPase chaperone/translocase BCS1 (gene BCS1). The record is from RefSeq and is a predicted model, not a curated record. Gene Ontology annotation, molecular function: ATP binding; ATP hydrolysis activity. The coding region runs from base 1 to 1359 and encodes 452 amino acids. NCBI's taxonomy places the organism in Eukaryota, Fungi, Ascomycota, Saccharomycetes, Saccharomycetales, Saccharomycetaceae. The transcript has a single exon. Gene Ontology annotation, cellular component: mitochondrial inner membrane. Gene Ontology annotation, biological process: protein insertion into mitochondrial inner membrane from matrix; mitochondrial respiratory chain complex III assembly.